AUGAUGAUGAUUCCAAUGGAGUUCUAUAAAGAAUUAGAUAAUAUAAAUGACAUAUCUGAGUUAAUCGAUCGUUACGUGGAUAAAGACACCCUCGAUCCGCAAGUUGACAUACCAAGUAACAUGAAAAGAAAUGUUGAACGUUCUCGAGCGGUCAUACCUAAGUCAGUAACUUGUGCACCAAAAUCCACAAUUGUGCCUCUUACCCCAUUAAAUGGUACAAAAGAUCCCGGCGUAUAUUACUAUCCCUCUUGCACGCAAGUCAAUCGUUGUGGCGGUUGCUGCAGUUCGAAAUUGACGACUUGUCAACCUACGGAAACCGAAAUAAUAAAUUUUGUUAUAAAAAGAAUCCGUUAUGCAGCAAACAAUAGACUUAUACUUGAUGGACAGGAAAUAGUUCUUAUUGAAGAACACAAGGCCUGUAGCUGCGGUUGCUUAAUAAAAGCCGAGGAUUGUAACUCCUAUCAAAUAUACGAUCCAAGCCGUUGCAGUUGCAUCUGUAAAUUGGAUGAGCUGCAUGAUUUAGUGCAGAAAUGUUUAACGGAGGAUCACAAAAUUUGGGAUGAGAACAAAUGUAGGUGCGUCUGCCGUGACACUGACACUUGCACCACAGGGACCAUCUUCGAUGAGAAUCAGUGUAAAUGUGUUGAGUCUUCAUACGCCCAUUCCAAAGGCAACUCAAGUCUCUCAUUGGCCGACCGUAAACGUUUCAUAGUCAAAGCGAUACCAGUGGAUCCCGACAGCAGUUAGAAUUACAACAAAUAAGGAAACCUUAUCCUUACAUUUUAACUAUAGAAAAUUAUUUUUAUUAAUAUAUUUAAUUACAGUAUUUGUUUGAUUAAUGUUAUUUAUAUUAAGUUAAGCCAAUAGUUAGACUUAAGAAUUCUAGUUUUAAUUCCAAUAAUUAUACAAAGCAAUCUAAUCAUUUCCAGUUCUGCAAAUACUUUCCAACUUAUUUUUAGAUUAAGAUUUAU
Molecule: messenger RNA, 971 nt
Organism: Teleopsis dalmanni
Lineage: Eukaryota; Metazoa; Arthropoda; Insecta; Diptera; Diopsidae
Product: balbiani ring protein 3-like
Exons: 8
Coding region: 1-747 (248 amino acids)
Biological process (GO): positive regulation of protein autophosphorylation; positive regulation of cell population proliferation
Cellular component (GO): membrane
Molecular function (GO): growth factor activity; growth factor receptor binding
Source: RefSeq, a predicted model, not a curated record